AUGUCAACAAUGCCAUCUUCUGCAGCCGGAACAACUACCGAUUUGUCGACAACGAAUACAGCAUCAUUAAAACAGCUAAAAAACAGCAUGCAUCUCGAUUUCUCGUCCCCUACAUCAUCAAAAAAACAAGUAAUUAGUGCUGAUCUGUUGGAUAUCAUCAAAGCAUCACCAACGAUAGGGAAAAUGUUUUCCCAAGGUACAACUACGCCGACCCCAACGAAAUUAUUAUAUCCUUCUGAAGUUACAUUGGCACAGCGACAGUAUGCUCAAGGUUUUAUUGGUAAGAAAAUUAACUGA
Brugia pahangi is the source of this 297-nucleotide messenger RNA. NCBI's taxonomy places the organism in Eukaryota, Metazoa, Nematoda, Chromadorea, Rhabditida, Onchocercidae. The record is from the annotation of a GenBank genome assembly.